AUGACAUCGAAUUCGAUCAGGGCGGUCCGAUAUCAGCAGGUUCGUUCAAGACAAGUAGCUGUGCUCAAGGUGAGGCGAGGCGACGAUGACAUGACUGAAGCUGGAGUUUUGCUAAAGUUAGGAAGACACCCUCGAAUUGUUCGCUUCAUAGGGCAAUGUGAGGAUAAGGAUGGUCGCUUGCUAGUGACAGAGUUUGCCGAGUAUGGGUCUCUUAGUGACGCUCUCUGUCACGAGCUUCGAGGUCAGGUGUCGUUGGAACAUCAGCUUGUGAUGAUGCAGCAGAUAGCUCAGGGCAUGGAACAUGUUGCAGACCAUGCGGUUGUGCAUCGUGACCUGGCGGCGCGUAAUGUGCUACUAUUCAAAUUUGACGUGAACGAUGUGCGGAAAACAUCGGUGAAGGUGACAGACCUGGGGCUGGCAACAGAGCUGAACAACCGCACUCAUGCUACACUGGGGGAAGGAGCGCAACCAUAUCGGUACAUGCCUCCUGAGUCGAUUCAAUUCAGACAAUUCUCAGAGAAAAGUGACGUUUGGGCAUACGGCGUCACCUGUUGGGAGAUCCUUACUUGUGCCAAGAUCCCUUACUACAACAUAACACAGGACGACGGAGUCAUUCAGUUUGUGUGCAGUGGAGGGAGGCUACAAAGGGACGAGAUAGAAGGAGAAUGCCCCGAUACCCUCUGGGAGCUCAUGGAAGAUUGUUGGCGCACAAACCAUGGCGAUCGCCCCAAGUUU
Guillardia theta CCMP2712 is the source of this 735-nucleotide messenger RNA. RefSeq lists its product as hypothetical. The record is from RefSeq and is a predicted model, not a curated record. The annotation marks the transcript as partial. Gene Ontology annotation, molecular function: ATP binding; transmembrane receptor protein tyrosine kinase activity. Gene Ontology annotation, cellular component: signaling receptor complex. NCBI's taxonomy places the organism in Eukaryota, Cryptophyceae, Pyrenomonadales, Geminigeraceae. The transcript has a single exon. Gene Ontology annotation, biological process: multicellular organism development; protein phosphorylation; positive regulation of kinase activity.